Callorhinchus milii (elephant shark) is the source of this 7514-nucleotide messenger RNA. Its product is annotated as mediator complex subunit 13L. Bases 99 to 6806 code for a protein of 2235 amino acids. Gene Ontology annotation, biological process: regulation of transcription by RNA polymerase II. The record is from RefSeq and is a predicted model, not a curated record. Gene Ontology annotation, molecular function: transcription coregulator activity. NCBI's taxonomy places the organism in Eukaryota, Metazoa, Chordata, Chondrichthyes, Chimaeriformes, Callorhinchidae. Gene Ontology annotation, cellular component: mediator complex. The transcript is spliced from 31 exons.
CUCCCUCUCUCCCUCUCCGGGUGUCUCUCUCUCUCUUGUGCACAAACCAAGACGGAAGCUUUAAAUUCGACCUCCGGAGAGAAAGUCAUGCACGGAGCAUGACUGCAGCAAACUGGGUGGCCAACGGUGCUAGCUUGGAGGAUUGCCAUUCAAAUUUAUUCUCUCUGGCUGAACUAACUGGCAUCAAAUGGCGUAGGUAUAGUUUCCAGGGUUUAGGGGGCUGUGGUCCCAUCAUUUCAGCUCCAGCUCAGGAUGAUCCCAUUCUGCAGACUUUCAUUCGAUGUCUGCAGGCCAAUCUGCUGUGUGUAUGGCGACGAGAUGUGAGACCUGAAGCCAAGGAAUUGUGGAUUUACUGGUGGGGAGAGGAGCCUAAUCUGGUUGAUAUCAUUCACCAUGAGUUGCGAGUGGUGGAAGACGGUCUCUGGGAAAAUGGACUCACGUACGAAUGCCGAACGUUGCUCUUCAAAGCCAUUCACAAUUUGCUAGAAAGGUGCCUGAUGGAUAAGAACUUUGUGAGGAUUGGAAAAUGGUUUGUCAAGCCCUACGAGAAAAAUGAGAAGCCUGUAAACAAAAGUGAGCAUCUCUCUUGUUCCUUUUCCUUCUUCCUGCAUGGUGAGAGCAAUGUCUGCACCAGUGUUGAGAUUGCCCAGCACCAGCCUGUGUAUCUUGUCAACGAAGAGCACAUCAAUGUGGCUCUGUCAGCAACCUCUCCUUUCCAAGUCAUCAUUAGUCCUUUUGGACUGAGUGGAACCCUUACAGGCCAAACGUACAAGAUGUCUGAUCCAGCUACCAGGAAACUCAUUGAGGAAUGGCAAUACUUCUAUCCCAUGGUCUUGAAGAAGAAGGAAACAAAAGAGGAAGAGGAGCUGGACUGUGAUGAUGACUUUCCUGUUGCAGUUGAGGUUAUUGUGGGUGGAGUAAGGAUGGUGUAUCCCUCAGCUUUUGUGCUGAUUCCGCAGAGCGAUAUCCCUGUGGUUCCAAGUGGCACCAACGGAGGAGGCCAUACAAAUGUAACUGCAGCACCUGGAAGCAUGAAAGAUACCAUCAACUGUGGAAUGCCACUCACCCCACCCACUUCGCCUGAACAGACCAUAAUAGGUGAUGGUGUUGCACAAACUGUGGUCAGUCAUAUGCCUGGCCAGGAAGGAACCGUCAACACAUCGAGCCCAAAACACUGUGGCAAAAUUCCUCAGAGGGUAACCAAUCAGAUGGUUCAGAAAGUCUGGAAAGAAUGCAACCUGAACAAAACACAGAUUAAGAGAAGACAUUCAACUAGUGAAAAUUCUGAGGAAGAAGUGGCCAGCAAUGCUUCUUCCUGGGAUUUUACAGAGCCUGGCCAAAGAGUAAACUGUUCCUGUUCAAGGCAAAAGCUGCUAAAACAGCGGAGUACAAUGGGCACAAACCGACCUCCAUCCAUCUCUCAGCCUGGCUUCACUGCUGGGCUUCCCUCCUCUUCCUCCUUGCCAUCGUCUGCCUCUUCUAAGCACAAAACAAACGAGAAGCAGGAAAAAGGAGACAAACAACAGAAACGACCCAUGACGCCAUUUCAUCAUCGGCCCUCACUAACAGAUGAGCUUUGUUUGGAGCAGGACCCCACAGGACAGAAGCUUGGAUUGGUUGGCAUUGAUGUCUCCUUAGAUAUGCACAGCAACAGGAAGUAUGGCAAGCCAGCAUCUGGGCCUACAGGCAACCAGAGCAAGCCACUAAAUCUGAAUCCUAUGGAUUCGCCUCAUUCCCCCAUCUCCCCACUUCCACCAACUCUCAGUCCGCAGCCGAGAGGGCCAGAUGCAGAAAGUUUAGAAGGCGCUCCUGUGGCCAUUAAUCCAUUGCUGUACGGCAAUAGCCUCGAACUUCAGGCAAUUCCCAGCCUCGAUGACAAGACGGGGCUUUUAUCACAAAGACUACCACCUGUGCCGGAGGUCAGUGAAACAACGCUGUACAACGGUAUCACUGCACAAAACUCAGAAUUAUUGGACAAUCCUUCCUGGCAGUGUUACAAAACUCCGACCCAAGAAGAGGGAGAGUUCAGGCCACCGGAGCUACACUGUGACAGAUGUGACAACAAGAUGGAUAAUUCAGAUGUUUCAGCACUAAGACGACUUCUAGCACAACCCAACAAACGGUUCAAAGUUUCAGAAGAGAGGAUACAAAUGCACAUCCAGACAUUUAAUUACAUGGACCCAACUAGACUUAUGCAGCAACAUGGUGAAGGUCCGGGGGAACUUAACGAUCCUUAUACUUUUGUGGACGGUGACAUUGAAUACAGCUUUACGUCGAAUAAGAAGUAUAGAAUGGAGAAAGAUGCAGCAAGGAAAUCACAACAGAACAAGGUGGAAGAUGGAUUUAGUAGCAGGGAAACGCCACCUGGUCAUGCUGGACAGUUGCCUGAAGGGAAAGAUGCCAUGUCUAUUUUUAACACUGCUCCCAAAUCAGAAACACGGCAGUCUCCAACAUCAGGGCGGACAGGAUCAACUAGCCUCACGCGAGAGACUGACUUGGUUGUGUCUUUGAAUGAUCUGGACAAUCUUUUUGAUAACUCUGAUGACGAGGAAAAUGGGACUGCUUCCCCUGCCCGAUUAUCUAAACAAGUAGCUGUGGGAUCAGAAGACAGGCCCAUAGGAAAAGAUGUUAAGACUACAGGACCUUAUCCCCCAACUGUGGCAGAUCUGCAGAGAAUGUUUCCCACCCCUCCUUCUCUGGAGCAGCAUCCAGCCUUUUCUCCUGUCAUGAAUUACAAAGAUGGCGUUAAUUCUGAGAUGGCAGCAGGGAUGAACAGUGGGGACAACACAGUGACCAGUAUGACUGCAACUUCAUUCAGUGAUUUCAAAAUGGAGGUAGAAGAUGGACUGGGCAGUCCCAAGCCCGAAGAAAUAAAAGAUUUUUCUUACGUACAUAAACCGCCAAAAGCGAAGGCUUUUGUUGGGUCAUCACUGUUUGCACCACUGAAGGCACUGCCUAGUCAAUGCCUGCCUCCACUGAAAGUACCAGAAGCCUGUGUGUACCGACCUUCGUGGGCUAUCCCUCCCAAAAUUGAACAACUACCUGUGCCACCUUCUGCUUCAUUUUCUCGGGAUGGAUAUGUUAACGUGCCUAGCGUUGGGAGUCUGACAGAGGAUUACAUUCAAAUGAACACUCCUCAAGUGAGCACACCUUUGGCAGUAAGUAGCACUGCACCUGCUAGUAACAGUGGUGCUGGCAUCCUCCCCUCUCCAGCAACUCCUCGCUUCUCAGUUCCAACGCCUCGUACGCCACGAACUCCACGGACUCCUCGUGGCGGGGGCACUGCCAGCGGCCAGGGAUCGGUCAAGUACGACAGCGCCGACCUCUGCUCACCUGCCUCCACGCCCUCCACGAUGCGGCCACUGAAUUCGGUGGAGCCGGCGACCAUCCAGUCGAUUCCACAGGCGCACAGCUUGUACGUGACGCUCAUCCUGUCCGACUCGGUCAUGAACUUCUUCAAGGAUCGCAAUUUUGACAGCUGCUGCAUCUGCGCGUGUAACAUGAAUAUCAAAGGAGCGGACGUUGGGUUGUACAUCCCAGACCCGACGAAUGAGGCGCAGUUUGGAUGCACCUGUGGAUUUAGCGCAGUCAUAAACCGCCGGCUUGGAUACAAUGCAGGUCUCUUUCUGGAGGACGAGUUUGAUAUCUUCGGAAGGAAUUCUGAAAUUGGCCAAGCUGCGGAAAGACGAUUGACUCUGUGUAGGACUUCUAUAGUUCCCCAGGGGAUCGAUGGGUCUAAAAGGCCCCAAGAUCCAACGUCAAACUUAGUUUUUCUCAUACAGGACCAGUGUACAGGACCGUUCACUUCUCUAAGUUCUUUGGACUACAUUUCCUUAGACAGACCAGCACUUCAUUCGGCAAACUGGAACUAUGACAAACUACGGGCAGACGGCAGCGAUUCCUGCACGGAAUGCUUCAACGCGCUGGAGCAAGGACGGCAGUAUGUGGAUAACCCCUCUGGUGGGAGAGUAGAUGAAUCACUAAUAAGGAGCACAGGUUUACACCCGUGGCCAAAUAUUAAUGUUCUGGAUGUGAGCGUUCUUUCAUCCCAGGAUGUGGUCCGCAUGCUCUUGUCACUGCAGCCUUUUCUACAAGAUGCCAUUCAGAAGAAACGGACAGGAAGGACGUGGGAAAAUAUCCAACAUGUGCAAGGACCUCUCACCUGGCAGCAGUUCCACAAGAUGGCGGGCAGAGGAUCCUAUGGUUCAGAGGAAUCGCCCGAACCCCUUCCUAUCCCCACUCUACUCCUGGGUUACGAUAAAGACUUCCUAAUGAUUUCCCCCUUUGCACUGCCCUUCUGGGAGAAGCUGCUUCUGGAGCCAUACGGUUCCCAGCGUGACGUAGCCUACAUUGUGGUCUGUCCAGAAAAUGAGGCCUUGCUCACUGGAGCCAAAAAUUUCUUCAGGGAUCUCAGCUCUGUGUAUGAGACAUGCAGACUUGGUGAGCAUAGACCUAUCUGCAAAGUAUUGAGAGAUGGUAUCAUGCGGGUUGGUAAGAGUUCUGCAAAAAAGCUUGCAGAUGAAUCUGUGGAUGAAUGGUUCUCUCAGGCCUGGCUCAGUGACGAGAAUGACAAUCUUGCCAAGUUGAAGCUUUUUGCUCAAGUCUGCCGCCAUCACUUGGCACCUUACUUGGCUACACUUCAGCUUGACAACAGCUUGUUGAUUCCACCGAAAUUCCAGCCGUCAGCACCAUCCUCCUCUGGCAGCCAGGGGCCAGCGGCAGCCGGAAACGGUGGAGCCCUGCCAGCACCCGGGAGCACGUCUGCACCAGUGACGACCUCGGGCACUACAGUCACAUCUACAAUGAGCACUAGCAGCAGUACUGUAACUACCGGCAGCUCUGGGGUGGCCAGUGGAUCAUUGACCACAUCCUCUACUUCAACCACCUCCACAACCACCACCACCACCCCGAGUUUACAUCAGACAGGAACGGUCUCCUCCUCUUCGGGGUUUGGAGGGGCUGUCGGGGCAGUUCCGGUACAGAGUGGCAACUCAGGUAACAAUGCAGAGAGACCGCCAGGAAACGUACCCAGUGGAGGUGGCGAUCCCGAGACGACGCAGACCGCGGCUCAGCAGCAGGAAGUACAGGAGAGUACUACAGAAAGGGAGCGGAUAGGAAUUCCGACUGAACCUGAGUCAGCUGACAGCAAUGCAUACCCGCCAGCCGUGGUUAUCUACAUCGUUGAUCCUUUUACAUAUUCCUCAGAAGAAGAGUCGUCUUUUACUAGUGUAUGGCUGCUAGGCCUGCUACGAUGCUACACAGAGAUGCUGGAUAAUCUGCCAGAACAUAUGAGGAAUGCAUUCAAUAUCCAGAUUGUGCCUUGCCAGUAUCUACUACAACCAGUGAAAGAUGAUCACACCUUCUAUAUUCAGCACUUAAAAUCACUGGCAUUCUCAGUUUACACUCAGUGCAGACGACCGCUUCCUACACAGAUCCACAUUAAAUCACUAACUGGCUUUGGCCCUGCAUCCACAAUAGAUAUGACCCUUAAAAAUUCGGAGCGUCCUCACCCUAUCCAAGUUUACUCACCUCCUUAUAUCCUGGCACCAAUCAAAGACAAGCAGACUGAACUAGGCGAGACUUUUGGAGAGGCAAGCCAGAAGUACAAUGUGCUCUUUGUUGGAUACUGUUUGUCCCAUGACCAGAGGUGGCUACUAGCUUCCUGUACAGACCUCCAUGGAGAGCUCCUGGAGACCUGCAUUUUGAACAUCGAUGUGCCGAACAGGGCAAGAAGGACGAAAGUGCCUGCUCGUAAAAUCGGCUUGCAGAAGCUCUGGGAAUGGUGUGUCGGAAUCAUGCAGAUGACAUCGCUGCCGUGGAGAAUUGUAAUGGGAAGACUUGGAAGAGUAGGUCACGGAGAACUCAAAGAUUGGAGCAUUCUCAUAGGCCGGAGAUCACUGCAGUCUACCAGUAAACAGUUGAAGGAAACCUGCAAAAUGUGUGGCAUAUCUGCAGCAGACUCUCCCACGAUUCUCAGUGCCUGCCUGGUUUCCUUGGAGCCACAGGGUUCGUUCGUUGUUAUGCCUGAUGCUGUGACGAUGGGCUCUGUGUUUGGCCGAGGCACCGCACUCAAUCUGCAAACCUCUCAGUUGAACACCCCACAGGACGCAUCGUGUACACACAUUCUGGUAUUUCCAACAUCUGCUGCUACUCAGGUGGCUGCUGCCAAUUACCAAACUGAAGCUCUGGAAGUUCUUGGUUUCAGUGCUAAUCCUGAUGGUAUGGGAAUUCUUGAUGAGGAUAUUUUUGCCGACGACCUGGACAAUGACAUCCGGAUUCUGAUCACCGGUAACCUGCACCCAUCCCCCACCUCCUCUCCUGUGCCGUCUCCAGGUUCUCCAACUGGCACGGGUGCAGGCUCCCACUUCCAACAGAUCAGUGAGGCUGGCAGGGGUCAGGGUGGGGAAAGGCUCCUCUCUACAGAAGCCCACGAGGAAGUAGCAAACGUACUACAGCAGCCACUGGCUCUUGGAUAUUUUGUUUCGACAGCAAAAGCUGAGAAUCUUCCUCAGUGGUUUUGGUCCGCCUGUCCUCACGCCCAAAACCAAUGUCCACUCUUUCUAAAAGCCUCUCUACAUCACCACGUCUCCCUGGCACAAUCUGAUGAACUGCUUCCUGGCAAGCACUCACACCCUCACCCUCUGGAUUCCAACAGAACAUCAGACGUCUUGAGGUUUGUACUGGAGCAGUACAACGCCUUAUCCUGGCUGAAUUGCAACCCUGCUACACAAGACCGGCAGUCCUGUCUCCCCGUACACUUUGUGGUGCUUACUCAGAUGUACAACGCCAUUAUGAAUUUGCUUUGAAGCUCAAAAGUCCUGUUCCACUGUUCUAACUCCCCUGUCCUGACCACGAAAAUGAAGCUACAUCCAUCAGCCAUUUAUCAGUGCUCUGAAGAUCUUUAUAAGGGAAAGAAAAAGUCACAUUUUGAGCAAAUAUAAUUUCUGAGAGAAUUGGAAUUCACUCCUCGUUAAUUCUUUCAACGCGUGAGCAUCAUCUUGCAAUGAACUUUUCUCGGUCUUGGUGCAUCAAUGGCGUACAUUAUAAAGCUCUUCCACAUCAAUAACUUUUUGAAUUUUUUUAUGUUACAGCUUCUAAAACUACACUUGUCAUCAUUGCUACAACACAGAAUUUAUUUUUCAUGAUAAAUUGUACAUUAUUAAAAAAAACAGUAUUGUGAAAUCGAGGAAAAAAUAUAGUGGGGGAAAAUAUCAACUAGCUAGUGCUUGUAAAUGAUAUUUUAUUGUGCAUUUGGGUCGCCUUUGGUGACUUUCUUUGUAAUGUAGAUAUAAACCAGAUAUAUCGAAAACGUUUGUAUCUAUUGUGUACAGUGUAAAAUUGAACAAAUUGCAGUACUAUUUUUCUUAAUCAGAAAAAUUUCACAAGGCCUUUUGAAGAGGAAAAUCAAGAUUGUAAAAUUGUACAAAAAGUUAACUUGGUGAGAAUUGUAAGUAGAAGUUUGUAAUUUUUUCCAUUUUAUUGUCAUUUUUCCUCUCCCUCUCUCUCUCUUCCCC